AUGCAAAGGUACGUGACGAGCUACGCACAUGUGGCUGCGCUGACGCUCUUCCUCAACAUCGUCAUCCACCCGCUAGACCAUCGAUCACGCGAUGAUCUCGAGGUACUGACAUCAACUGGCAACAUGAUACGCAAAAUGCCCAUGCUCGAACUGACAAAGGCAGAGAUUAUACAUCUGCGAGAGUUGAACAAGUUCGUCACGAGAUUGUUCUGGCUGGGAUCAAGUGCUGUGGUUAAGGCGGAUAAGGAAAGUGAUCAGACGGAGCAAGCGUUGGUGUAG
Messenger RNA from Penicillium diatomitis, 279 nucleotides. RefSeq lists its product as uncharacterized. Bases 1 to 279 code for a protein of 92 amino acids. The record is from RefSeq and is a predicted model, not a curated record. The transcript has a single exon. NCBI's taxonomy places the organism in Eukaryota, Fungi, Ascomycota, Eurotiomycetes, Eurotiales, Aspergillaceae.